Onthophagus taurus is the source of this 1214-nucleotide messenger RNA. RefSeq names its product putative transferase CAF17 homolog, mitochondrial. Gene Ontology annotation, biological process: iron-sulfur cluster assembly. Gene Ontology annotation, cellular component: mitochondrial matrix. Gene Ontology annotation, molecular function: protein binding. Lineage: Eukaryota; Metazoa; Arthropoda; Insecta; Coleoptera; Scarabaeidae. The record is from RefSeq and is a predicted model, not a curated record.
UUAAAAAAUAUGUCAAAUUACAAGAACAAAGUUCUAUAAAUGAAGACUCUACUUGUAAAAAUAUAAAAGGUCAGUCUUAUUUUAUUGAUAAUGAACCGUUUAAUGAGGUUUAGUCACUUGGUAAAACGUUAUUCAACAAACAUUUCGACGAAAGUAAUAGAAAAAUUAUCGAACCGUACCAUACUACGAAUAUCUGGAAGUGAAGUUGACGAUUAUGUACAAGGUUUAAUAACGAACGAUAUUAAUCAUUUAAAAUAUGGAGGAUCUAUGUAUACGUUCUUUUUAAAUACGAAAGGUCGCGUAAUGUAUGAUGCGAUCGUUUAUAAAUCGCAUGAAAAUGAUACUUAUUUAAUUGAAUGCGAUUUGAACGAAUCCGAAAAAUUAUUAAAACACCUAAAGAUGUAUAAGCUGAGAAAAAAGGUUGAUGUCGUUAGUUUAAAAGAUGAAUUAGAUGUAUAUGCCAUGUAUGAUCCAACAAAUAUUGCUAUUAAAAAAGAAUCUGUUAUAACAGAUGGUUUAGAGGGGUUAAUAGCUCCAUGCGAUGUUUUAGCAGAGAGUUUUCCUAAAGAAUCAAAAACAAUGACUGUGUUUAGAGAUUUAUAUAUUUAUAGAGACCCCAGAAUGUUUAUGUUGGGCUCCAGAAUAAUUUGUCCUCAACAUAUUGAUAUAAACCAACAGAUUACACAAAUUCAUCCCGUUUCUUUUUCCACUGAGAAAAAUAAUUAUAAAUGGUUUAGAUAUUUAUUAGGAGUUGGGGAAGGCGUUGAGGAUUUACCACCAGGAAAUUGCUUUCCUUUAGAAGCAAAUUGUGACUACUUACAUGGAGUUAGUUUUCAUAAAGGAUGCUAUAUUGGGCAAGAACUUACAGCAAGAACUUAUCAUACUGGAAUUGUUCGAAAAAGACUUAUGCCUUUAUAUUUUACAAAAAUACCAACCGAAGUUAUUAAUAACAGUUAUGAAAAUAUCAUAGUUGACAAUGUAAAUUUGGGAAAAUUGCGAGGUAUUGAGGGUAAUGUUGGUUUGGCACUUUUAAGAAUCUCAAAAUGUUUGGAAAUUGGAGAUAUUUCGAUUGGGGAUGGUCUUUGCUAUACAUCUAAACCAAUUUGGUGGCCGGUUGAGCUUCCUAAAGAAAAAUUGAGCGUACAAAAAAAUGAUUGAUUGUUUAAAUAAAUUACUGUGCUUAUUUUUUGUAUGAUACUAGUCAUGAUAUAUUU